Molecule: messenger RNA, 3348 nt
Organism: Caenorhabditis bovis
Lineage: Eukaryota; Metazoa; Nematoda; Chromadorea; Rhabditida; Rhabditidae
Source: the annotation of a GenBank genome assembly
AUGACCGAUAUUGUCGAUAUAAAAGAGAAACUGAAAUUUAAUAACAUCACAAUCCAAUCGCAGGGAUUUAGUCAAUUAUUAGAAGAGUUCAAAUCGACGAAACUGGAUAAAAAACAAAAAGUUGCACUUGAAAAUGUUUAUUUUGACUGCAUUUUUCAAUACGGAAUUGUUCCAUGCCAAUGGUUUCAAGAAACAUUACCUCACAUGCUGAAAAAUGGGUACCUAAAUUCCGAAACAUUGCUGGACGAAAUUUCAAUUCGGAUAAAUAAGGCGCCAAAUGCUGAGAAUAUCAUUCGCGUUAUAACAGAAACAUGUGAUUUGCAUUAUUCGGCAUUUUUGAAGCUGGCCAGACGUGUAAACUCUGAUGAAUUGACGAGGCUAUUCAAUAUUCGCAAGCUAAUUUCGGAUUGUCACUCGUACGCAAAACCGAAAACUCCGAUGCUAUCACGAUCUAUCAAAAUUGGAGAUUUGUUUGAUCUUGUAGUAGCUGAUGGAAAAACGGACAAAUUUCUCAACUCUGUGGAUUUUCUCUUUGAAAAGCACAAUCUUCACGAAAAUGAGACGCUUUUAGCAUUUGUUGUCGCAUUGUUACCAUUUUGUGAAUCUCAGAAGCAAGCUUGUCGAAUCAUUUCAAAUUUUGCAAAGAAGAAACCAUAUUUGGACGAUGGCAGCCGAUUAGCUCACACGAUUAAUAUUGUCGUCGAACUCUGUAAACACGAUGUACUUGAAAUGAAAACUGUUAGAAGGCAGCUUCUCAAGAGAAUCGGAAAUCACGGAAAUGAAAAAGCCCAUGCAGCUUACUGUAAAUUAUUGGCGCUUGGAGUUACCUCGGACCCUGACGAGACCGUUGAAAUGAACGCGGAAUUCCGAGAAGAGUGCAUCAAAGAGCUUCUUGGCUACACGAAACUAUCGAAACCGGGAGAAAUACAUCAGAGCAUUGUAUGUGAAGCGUGGAAAUCGCUCGGAAGCUUUGAUGCCGAUGAAGUGGCGUCUGCUGCGUUUGACGGGAUUGAUGGAUUACUAGCGGGAUUUAAGAGUAUGAGCAAGACUGCAAGAAAAGGAUUUGUCGAAUUCCUUCGCCAAUUUGUUGCGCGAGAAGUUGAAAAUCUUCCACGACCUCUUUACAAUCUCACGUCAUCGCCCUCCACGGAUGUUCUUCCUUUGUUCACAAAUAUCGACUCGUUCAAGGAUUCCUUGCAUAAUUUGCAUAAUGAGAGCUCAUGGUUUUGGCGAGCAAGUCUUCCGCUAAGCGCGUCAAUUCUGAAGCUAAGCUCGCCUUCAAAUAAGGCGGUAACGGCAGUGAGGUUGAUUCGAUCAUGUGCAACCCUUAUUAGUCCAUCAACGAGCCAUGAGGAUAUGAUUUCGCUGUUUGCCUCAUGGCGCAUUUGCAUUCGAGAAGCGCUCAAUAGUUUAUCGGAAUCCAAAAAUCACGAUAUUUUAUGGGCGAGAGACCAGAUUUGUGAGGAAGGCCGACGAUCAUUGGCGGAGAAUGGCGAAUCGGUGGAUAAUGUCAUGAUGAUACUCGCCGUUCUCGCUGGAAUCAUUGAAGAGAAAAUUAAGACGAUUUCUGAUCCGAAAAUUGUCGAUGAAAUUACCAAAAAUCACAAGCCUUGGCUGAUUUCGGUUUUUGAGUUUUGUGCAACACGUCUUCCGAAGGAGUUCAAGCAUCAACGAGGCAAAAAAGCAAAUCCGAUAUACCAAAUUUUGACGCAGUCCAACAAAUCGUCGUUGCAUAUCGCCAUAUUCUGUGCUAAGCUUCUGCUCCGACAUUAUGCGAUUUUGGAGUUUUAUAAAAUGGAAAGCAAUUUUUGUUUGAAGAAAGAACCACUUGAAAUUUGUCUUCUGGAAAAUUCUGAAGCCAAAUUAGACGUCGUUCCGAGUCGAAGAGAUUUGUGGAUUAAUGCGGAAGCAUAUGGUUGUGAUCGCCUUACAACAAUUGCCGUUGAGAACAGAUACAAAAAGCAAAUUGAGAAGGAAGAUUGUUUAGACGAUCCGAACAUUCUUCUAGAAUCUAUUGGAUCAGUUGAAAGCAUUGAAAAAUUUUUCACCUCGUUGUCUGCCUCAGACACAUCAAAUUUGAUGGGAAUGCAUAAGAAGGCGCGAAAAGUUAUUGAGAAAUUGUUCAAUAAUGGAACCGAACAGAUAAAAAAGGCAAUUUAUCAAGGGUUGUCGGAUUUGGCCGUGGCAACUUCAUUGAAAAUCCCGAUGGCGAAACAAACAAUUUCGAUGGAGAAAUUUCCCGAGAAUAGUCUGAUUCGAAUGAUCUGUCGAUGUUUUGAUGAGAAAAGUGGGAUUGAUGAUGAUGGAUUGAGAGAACUGAUCAGGGCUCUGAUUUCGCAUAAGAGAUCAGACGGAAAGCGGCUUCCUCAAGCAAAUUGGUUAGGAAUUAUUGAAAAGACGAAUUGGAAGAAUUCGGAGCCUGAGCAGUUGCUAGCAGUUGUAUGUCUUGCUUGUGAGCAGAAUAUUGAGGAGAUUGUUUUUGAAGUUUUGAAUGAUAUCGAAUGUGUGGAACGUCAUCCGAAAAUUUUGGAAGUUUUUGCUGAGCAUCUUCAUGCCGUAAUCAAUAUGGUUUCAAGUCAAGUUGCUGAAAAGCUUAUAAGAAGAAUAAUUGAAAAGAUUCGAAGUGAGUCGGAAAUUGCUGAUAUAUUGAAGGAAUCGAUUCGUAGCAACCAACGAUUGCCGAUAGUUCGAACCAUUCUUUCUCUUGAAUUACCACCGCUAUCGGAAUGUGAGAUGCUUUCAGAUUGUCUUCUUGAUUGCCUAAUUGAGCCGCAAGAAUUUGUUGGUUGCAUUUCAAGAAAUUAUGAUUUCUGGAUUGAAUCUCGCAAAGCUGACGACAUGAAAAUGAAGCGAUUAUGUGAAUUGUAUGCGGAAGAGGCGGAUAAAAACACGAUGCUUGCUAUUUUGUCGAUCGAAUCAGAUUCUUUGUCGGUGAAACGAAGAUUUGAAAAGAUUUUGGAUGUGAUCUCAGUUAGCAGAAUAUCCAGAAGCUCGUCUCUUCCAAUGGAUUCGUUCCUUCCGAUCAUUAUGGCACUUUUGGUUUCGGCAUCAGAUCAAUUCCCAUUGCAUUGGUUUGGAUAUGAUUCGCAGGUGUUGGAAAUAAUGAUGAUUCUUGUUCAACGAUUUUGGAAUGAAUACACAAGUUGCCAAGAUUUUGAGGAUAAUGUGAAACAUCUUGUUUCCUUCUUGAUGCCAUAUCUUAAGAAGGAAGACUCCUAUCCUGACUGGCAACGAACUACCGCGAAGUAUCUUCUUCGCUCGAUUUUUGCUAAAUUCCCUUCAAAAGUGAUGCCGAUUGUGGAGAAUGAGCCUGACCAAUUUUUCAAUAUUCUUAUUGAAGAUUUAUAG